This is a messenger RNA of Ceratitis capitata (Mediterranean fruit fly), 923 nucleotides long. RefSeq names its product dromyosuppressin (gene Ms). NCBI's taxonomy places the organism in Eukaryota, Metazoa, Arthropoda, Insecta, Diptera, Tephritidae. The transcript has 3 exons. Bases 99 to 383 code for a protein of 94 amino acids. The record is from RefSeq and is a predicted model, not a curated record.
UGGUGUGUUGCAGUAGCAAAGUCUUGCGAUUACAAGUAAUAUACAGUUACUUUUGAAUUCGUUUAGUGAAAGUCACAAAACACAAAACAAGCAACAGUAUGUCAAGCCAAAUGUUCACCAUCAUUUGCUCCGCCCUCCUUUUGAUCGCUGCAGCGCAUUUCAGCAACGCCAUGGCUGUGCCACCAUUCUGUCAGUCGGGCAUGGUAGAAGAUAUGCCAUCACACAUACAAAAAGUCUGCUCGGCACUCAACAACUCGGAACAAUUGGCUACAGCACUAAAAUCCUAUCUGAAUAGUGAGGCUGCAGCUUUAUUAACCGAUCAAGCACCUCUUAAGCGCUCCGAUGUUGAUCACGUUUUCUUGCGUUUCGGCAAAAGGCGUUAAAUACCACAACAACAACCAAACACCACAGAGAUAAACCAACAAUCGACCGUUAAAAGGACUCUUUGAUUUGCAAUACAUACAUACAUAUUUACGCACGACCGCCAUGUGAUUAUCCAUCAAAAAUGAACGACCACACAGAAUAUAUAUACAUUUGGAAUUACUUAAAAUUAUAAUCUAAAAAUGGAAAAUUUUAUUUAAAUUAAUUUUAAUUUUAGUAAAAAAAAAUUAAAAUAUUUAAUAAAAAUAAUAAUGACAAAAAUAUGUAUAGAAAAACUACGUGCAUAAGUAUAAAGUAAAACGAAAAUUUGCAUUCUACUUGCAAUAUGUAAUAUGCAAAAACACUUUAAAAUAAUAUAUGAAAUGUGUAAAAAUAUUUUGUAUGUAUGUAUAAUACAAAUUCUUAAGUUGAUCUCUUUAUAAAUAUAUUUACACUUUUCUGUAUUUGUACAUCUGGAGUAUAUGUAAAUAUGCAUGUAAGCGUUUGCAAUGGAAGCUUGUAAAAAAUACGAAAUAAGAAAACAUUAAAAUUUUAAAAGUAAA